CAUCUGAUCAACUAAAUAUAAGAAGAAAUGUUCUGCCUGAGGAGGUUCACUGUUUCCAUCGCAUGCACGCUCUUCUUCAUAAUUCAGCCAGGUCAAGGUUCUGAGAUUAUUGAAGGACAAGAAGUCAGGCCACACUCACUGCCUUUCAUGGCUUAUGUGUUGAGUGAGAAUAGUUCCUGUGGAGGGACAUUAAUCCAUCCAAAAUGGGUCCUGACGGCCGCCCACUGCACUAAUGUGUAUCUGGUGAUCCUCGGAGUGCACUCCAUGACAAAAAUGGAAGAAGGUUCUCGGCAGCUCCGAGCAAUUAAGGAACGUUUUCGUCAUCCAGACUAUUCCUACCGCAGCAAUGACCUCAUGUUGCUCAAGCUGAAGAAAUCUGUGAAGAAAACCAAGACGGUAAAUUGGCUCAAGUUGGGCAAAGCUGUCAGAGACCCUGCAGCUGGCAGCAAGUGUCUGGUGGCUGGAUGGGGAGAAACUGAAAACAGCAAAACCUCAGAUGUCCUCAUGUCUGUCAAUGUGACUGUGGUCAACAGAGAGAAGUGCAACUCUCGUGAUUAUUACAACCACGACCCUGUAAUCACCAGUGACAUGAUCUGUGCUGGUUCAAGUGGUGCAAACAAGGCUGAUACCUGUAAAGGGGAUUCAGGAGGGCCGCUGUUGUGCAAUGGAGAGCUGGUUGGAGUCACUUCUUUUGGACGGGGUUGUGGCAUCAUUGAUAAACCUGGAGUCUAUUCAUUUGUCUCUGAGAAGCAACUCAAGUGGAUCAAAAAAACGAUGAAAUAAUCUGAAACGUCAUGAAUCCACAGGCAUCAGUCCAUGUGAGCUGAGCAAGAUGGGAAUCUUUGAUGCUUUGAUAAAUAUGUCGAUGCUUUCGCUGUAGACUUCUGACUUGAUCAUUAUCCAUUUUAUCAUUUCAUUGUUUCUCUUAUAUUUUAUGAUAUUUUAGUUUCUGCCAGCUUGCUUUAAUUUUUACAGACUGCUCUUAUAUGAUAGCAGCACGCUCAUGGUCAGCCCUUUCCACUGAAGGAACUUAAGGCAGGGACAAGGUGGCAAAAGCAUUGAUAGGAUUGACCCCCUAACCACAUAUUUAGCCUUUCUGUGUACAAAAAUGGACACAGUCACUGUGAUGGUUUAUGAAUUACCGUUUGGCAUUUUGGCUGUCGUCACUACAGACCGAACAUAAAUGUGGAUAUCCCUGUAAGCGUUUCCAUGAGAACAGCUCCCAAAACAAGUAAAUUCCUGCAGAGGAAAAUGACCUUUUUACUUUUAUUGUGCUUUUGUAUUUUCGUGUUUGUGAAAAGAUGUUAUUUUUAAUCAAAUCUUAACGUGUCUUUUUCCAAAUAACAUAAAGUAUCCCCAAAUAUGAGUGCUCCUGUUUAUUACAGAUGAUCACCACUGUUGCAAAAGGACCAGCGGAAAGCAUUUUUUUAUGUACACCCAAAAGCCAUUAAAUUAAAACACCAGAGUGAGAUCAUGCAGGCUGUCAGGCAGACAGAUUUACCACCUCCUGUAUUAUCAUCUUAAACUGAAAAUGAGGCUUGUGGAAAGAUUUUUUUGACAAUGAUAAAUUCUUGAGCAUGAUUUCCUGUUUGUUCAUUUCUCAUUCCGUGUAUUUGUGCUUGUA
Molecule: messenger RNA, 1624 nt
Organism: Archocentrus centrarchus (flier cichlid)
Lineage: Eukaryota; Metazoa; Chordata; Actinopteri; Cichliformes; Cichlidae
Product: granzyme K-like
Exons: 5
Coding region: 28-783 (251 amino acids)
Biological process (GO): proteolysis
Molecular function (GO): serine-type endopeptidase activity
Source: RefSeq, a predicted model, not a curated record